Messenger RNA from Balaenoptera ricei (Rice's whale), 2043 nucleotides. RefSeq names its product heterogeneous nuclear ribonucleoprotein A1-like. The coding region runs from base 1 to 1764 and encodes 587 amino acids. Gene Ontology annotation, molecular function: RNA binding. Lineage: Eukaryota; Metazoa; Chordata; Mammalia; Artiodactyla; Balaenopteridae. The transcript is spliced from 3 exons. The record is from RefSeq and is a predicted model, not a curated record.
AUGAAGGCCCCGCCCCCUUGCCUCAAUUUGGGACAUCUCUGCAGGGCCAUCUUCCCUCCAGAACUUCCCUUGGGACAGGCGGAGGCUCUGUUAAGACUACAUCAGCAGUUCAACUUCUUCCUCCGCCCAGCCAACCUGCUGUCUUCACUCCCCUACAGGCUCCCCGAACCUCCUCCUGGGCCCGUGCACCCCGCCGGAGGCGCUCUGGAGGAGCAACGCCCCGCGGCCGCAGACCCGAGCACUCGCUUUGCCGGGCGGGGCCGGGCGGCGCGGCGCCCCGCAGCCGGGGUCCCUACCUGCAAGGCCCGCGUGCGGCCGCCCAGCGCCGAGCUGCUGUCCGAGCCCCGCGCGGCGCGCGCCUGCGCGCACAGGGGGGCGGGCCCGCCUCCCCGCAGGACGCGGAGCGCGGACCGCGCGCGGAGCCCGUUUGGGGGACGCCGGCCGGGGGCCCUCCUGCCAGGCCCCGACUGCGUGGGCCUAAUGUCCCCUAGCCCCGGGGUCGCAUUGCUGCGCGGGCGGGGCGGGUCGAGAUUCUCCCUGUCCCCCACCCCCUGCCUCACAGCUAGCAGCGCGCAGCGGGGCGCGGGGACCACGGCGCCGGAAGAGAGAGCCUGGUGGGCCCCUGAGCUGAGUGCAUUUGUAGUCGAUAUUGGCGAUGUACUCCUCCCUCCUAGUCCUUUUGGUGCGCGUGCGUCGAAUGGAGUGAGGGACGCAUGCGCUCGGCGCUUCUCGGCCCACCCAGCACCCAACAUACCGCCUCCCCCAGUGCGGAGAAGCACGUGGCUUGCUGCGACCAGAAGGAACAAUAAGUGUUUCUCACCCAAAGAGCCCGAACAGCUGCGGAAGCUCUUCAUCGGAGGUUUGAGCUUUGAAACAACCGAUGAGAGUCUGAGGAGCCAUUUUGAGCAGUGGGGAACGCUCACAGAUUGUGUGGUAAUGAGGGAUCCAAACACCAAACGCUCCAGAGGCUUCGGGUUUGUCACAUAUGCCACUGUGGAGGAGGUGGAUGCAGCCAUGAACGCAAGGCCACACAAGGUGGAUGGAAGAGUGGUGGAACCAAAGAGGGCCGUCUCAAGAGAAGAUUCUCAAAGACCUGGUGCCCACUUAACUGUGAAGAAGAUUUUUGUUGGUGGCAUUAAAGAAGACACUGAGGAACAUCAUCUAAGAGAUUAUUUUGAACAGUAUGGGAAAAUUGAAGUGAUUGAAAUCAUGACUGAUCGAGGCAGUGGCAAAAAGAGAGGCUUUGCUUUUGUAACCUUUGAUGACCAUGACUCUGUAGACAAGAUUGUCAUUCAGAAAUACCACACUGUGAAUGGCCACAACUGUGAAGUAAGGAAAGCCCUAUCUAAGCAAGAGAUGGCUAGUGCCUCAUCCAGCCAAAGAGGUCGAAGUGGUUCUGGAAACUUUGGUGGUGGUCGUGGAGGUGGUUUUGGUGGGAAUGACAACUUUGGUCGUGGAGGAAACUUCAGUGGUCGAGGUGGCUUUGGUGGCAGCCGCGGUGGUGGUGGAUAUGGUGGCAGUGGGGAUGGCUAUAACGGAUUUGGUAAUGAUGGAAGCAAUUUUGGAGGUGGUGGAAGCUACAAUGAUUUUGGCAGUUACAACAAUCAAUCUUCAAAUUUUGGACCCAUGAAAGGAGGAAACUUUGGAGGCAGAAGUUCUGGCCCCUAUGGUGGUGGAGGCCAAUACUUUGCCAAACCCCGAAACCAAGGUGGCUAUGGUGGUUCCAGCAGCAGCAGUAGCUAUGGCAGUGGCAGAAGGUUUUGAUUACUGCCAGGAAACAAAGCUUAGCAGGAGAGGAGAGCCAGAGAAGUGACAGGGAAGCUACAGGUUACAACAGAUUUGUGAACUCAGCCAAGCACAGUGGUGGCAGGGCCUAGCUGCUACAAAGAAGACAUGUUUUAGACAAUACUCAUGUGUAUGGGCAAAAAAACUCGAGGACUGUAUUUGUGACUAAUUGUAUAACAGGUUAUUUUAGUUUCUGUUCUGUGGAAAGUGUAAAGCAUUCCAACAAAGGGUUUUAAUGUAGAUUUUUUUUUUUUUUUU